UGCUUUACAGACAAUUACGCGCUCCAAUUUUCGAGAAUUCUUGGUGCAUCAGGCUACGUCAUUAUCCUGGAAUUCCCUAGCCUUGUAGCAUUUACUGUUUGUUUCUGGAUGAAGACUGAAGACAAACAAAAUGAUGGAACCCCGUUCAGCUACUCCACGUCCGCCACUAGCAAUGAAUUGCUUUUGCACAAUUAUCGUAAUUUUCAGCUGUUUAUUCAUAACCAGAAAAGGUACGUGUACGUAUACUCUAAAGUAAACAUACAGGGUAUUGGGAGGUAAUACCAUCAAAAUCAUCAGAUUAUUAUUGAUAACUACCAGCUUUACAGAUCUUCUGGCGUGCGUGUUGAAACCGAACACCCUUCUCUACCAAAAUUACAGCUACAAAAAUGCUACUUCUCUACGCGCGGCGGAGCCACAAUGGCCACUCACGUUUGUCCCCAAUAUCGUAGUUAUUGGCCAUAGUUCCAUUACAGGCUGGACUCUGUUAUUGACCUGCUCCUAGGCCUUUCCCGAUUGUGCUUGGCAACUUUUGAGCAACUUUUUGUAUUUGGAGCAACUUUUUGCGGUUCUAGCAACCCCGAGCAAAUUUUGCCUUUCUGAGCAACGUUUAGGUUCAGAGCACAUAUCAAGCACGACAAAAGUCGACAAUUUCAUAGAAAACUUCUAUUAGUUUACGAAGUUCCGUAUCAUAGAUUUUUUUUCCACACCCUUAUUGGGUGCUCCUCUUGUACACACACACACACACACACACACACACACACACACACACACACACACACACACACACACACACACACACACACACACAAGAAAAGAAAAAAGAGGCAAAAACCCUAAAGGGUUAGGUGCAACGGGACUAACGUCCCAUGCGAGGCACCGCACCUAGAUUAAGACCUAGGUUAAAAUAAAAUAAAAUGAAUACUGUACUCAAACAUUCGUACAAAAAAUAAAAUAAAUUACGAGUGGCAUGGGCACGUAGGGACUAGUGUCCACGUGCAGGGGUAAUUGAUUUCAUAUACCGGCGAAAGGUGAGUGCUCAUUAAUUUGCGAACAAAAAGUUGAAAGGCAGUAGGAGAGGAAAAACUGGUUGGGGGUGCUACCUUACAAACAUAGUUUCAUACUUUAACGAUACGGUUAAAGUACGAGGCCUGAAAGGUUGAUGUUUUGCCAAAAGGGGUGCGAAGAUUAGAGGAGUUACUUAGUCUUGUACGAUCAUGGGAAACAAAAGAUACAUAAUUCCGAACAUCUAAAUCGGUACUACAGUAAAGGCAUUUAUACAAAAGAUCAAAUCUUUAAGUUCACGAUCUAGAGAAAGUGGAAGUAAGUCUAGCAAAGGCAGCCGCUCUUUGUACGACGACUGAGUUGAACCAGACUAUCCGGGUCGCCGUCCUAGAGUUUUCCUCCGAGUGGAGAGUUCACAAUGUCUGCCUUGAGAGCGUCCAAGUCGACGUCUUUGAGGCAACGCUGUUUAAAUUGUGACUUGGAGGCAGCGGGCUUUGCAAACGCCAUAGAACAGAGUACAGUGUGGUGAUCGGAUGGAAGAUCCAUCAGAGUCGUAAAGGAAGAAAGCGCGAUAUCGUUCUGGCGGUCAAUAAUGAGGUCAAGGGUGUGUGUGCUGCGAUGACUUGGGCCUUUCACAUGUUGUGCAAGGCCUGCCGACUCGAGCAGAUCUUUGAAAUUAUUUGCAUCAGUGUCAUUGUUAACAUCCAUGUGGAAAUUGAAAUCGCCGUUCAACAGCAGGUGGCCAGAAGCGGUGGUAAGAGUUUUCGGUAGUGGAGAACUCUUUGAAAAGGUAGCUGGUGUGGAGCAGUUUUUCUUGGAACGCGGUGGUCUACAAAUAGUUACAAGUCUUAAAGUGGAGUUGCCAUAGGAAAUAUCAAGAUCUAAGUACUCCAUAGAUGAGAAGGGAACAGAUUCGACCUUACGCGUUCUGAGACCUCUCCGUAAGAACACACUUACUCCUCCACCAGUCCUACUAACUCUGGAAACGUCGUAGAAUCCAUAGUCUUUUAGGGUACAACAUCUCCGAGACUGUAGUGAUCCAAGACUUUCCAGUUAGACACGUUCCUUUGAUCGCUAAAAUAUCCAAGUGUUUCGAUAUAACCAGGUCUCAUAUCAAGCUAGAUUUCCUAUUUAUUAGUAGUUAGUACCAUAAAGUAAUAGUUAUUUUUCAUCAUCUUUUGGAAACAAUAAAUUGUAAAUUAUUUCUUAUUUUUCUCUUUACUUUAUGUAAUGUAUCCCUUUAAACUCAUGUGUGUGACCCAGUUACAAAAACUAAUUAUCUAAACCCAUCCGUAAAUACUCAUGACUUGACUGACUGACUAAGCCUGUGAACAGACUCUCUGUUUGGGGAAAAAGUAGCGAGGAAAGGGAAGGGAAAGGGGGCAAGAGAGAGAGCCUGUAGACAAACAUUUGAGGCCGCUAUUCCGCCCUCUUGUAAUUAUCCUGCCGAUCAUCUGUCAGUAAGAUUGUUAUCUGUCAAUCAAUUUCGCACGUGAGUAACCCCUGGGAAAAUUAACAGGAGAUGAGCGGUGUUUUGCUCCGUCUGAAAACAGAGUGAAAUGGAGCGCGAGCCUCAUUGUCGAUUUUGCUAAAAGUCGCUGAUCCCCGGUAAGAGAAUUAAUACGGUGCCAGAGAAAAAAGACCUUACUGGUUGACAGUGGUCAAGACAGCGUUGAAUUAGCGCAAGCAUUUGAAUCCUUAAGAUUUCCCCUUGAGCAAGGAGAAAGCUUUUCCGAUUUAAGUUGCUUAACUUGUGCGCAACAGGCCGUUCGUCUUGCUAGUUCAGCUUCUAAUUUAGCAAGCCCCUGCAAUGGGCGAACUUGGAAUGCGAAAGGUAUAGAUGCUAUCACGACUUCUCCAGAACGUCAAGCUCCAAAGACAAGUACAAAGAGAACAGCAGCGCUUCCAUCGCCGACAGGAAUUAUACCUUCGGGUAUUUAUAGCGACAUUUACCUCAUGCCAAAAUGCUGCUUGUUCCCAUAAGUUUUUUCCUCUGCUAGGUGGAAGGUUCUACAUUUUCACUGAGCAAAUGUUAUUUCAGCCGCUUGUUUCACACUAAGAGGUCAUGGCACACAUCGAUUUACUGUGGUUUUUGUUUUUGGUCGGCAGGAAUUGCCCUCUGCUGAAAGAGCAUUUUCUUUGACCUCUUUUGAAGCGUAAAGCUUUUUAUUGCGGCUGAAUAAGGGUCUUAGUUUUCUCCAAAGUGCCUUCUGGAUCUGAAUAACUAAGCGAUUUUCCUUAGUCCGUGAAUGAAAUGUGUUUCUGCAAUGUUGUAUCACGCUGGACCCAGCUAGUUAGUUUUCUUUGCAAAAAAAAAAAUUAUCAUGGAUGGUGAUUUACAGAUCCAAAUUAUAAGAUUGAAGUGCCGCUUAAACCGAAGCUACAUCAACUAUGGAGAAUUGCAUUGUGACUCAGUAAACUCCAGCUUAGCGUUUUUCUAAAGAUAGUGUGUUUUGUUGUUGCCAAUUUGUGAUCAAAUCGCGAGCUUCGUACGGAUAAAAAAGCCGAUGUCAAUCAGACCUGUCGACAGUCAGUGUUCUCGCGUUCUCGCUGGCAUGAGGAUCUGAUGCACAGCGGGUGCCGUGGAACGGCGGUCCCAGAUGUUUGUCUGCGGGCCUUUUCGCUUUUUCCCUCUCCCCAGUUCCCCGCUCGACCAAAGGCCUGUUCACAGCCUAGACUGCAGCUUGACUUGGAUAACAUACCUAGAUUAUAUAUGCAAAUCAGUGUGGGUCUACCGUCGAAAAAAAAUGACGACUAAAUUUAAAAUAACCCCUUGGCUAUCAAGUGUCAUCCUCACUUCAAUGAAUAUUGCUAUAAUAACCGGACUAGAUCGAACAACAAUUCGUGGGUCAAUCUGAUCACUAUGUUGUCAAAUAAAUAAUGUUUGCUUGGACUUUCUAAUUUCUUUAUUAGAAAAAAUGAGUUCCUGGUGCAACCAUUCAUUAUCUUUUCCUUUAGAACCACGAAUGUGCGCGCAACGGACGGGAGAUGGCACCAUAUCUGUUCCACUUGGGAGAAUACUGUUGGUUCGUGGCAGCUACUUAAGGAUGGUAUAGCUAAGGCUUCUGGGACUAAUUUACAGAAAGGUAGUUAUUUCUAGUUUGGCAACAUUUCGGUCUCAAGGUAGGAGACAUUUUAGUGCAUAUUGAAUAACCACCCUUUGAUUAACCACUUUGCAAUGUAUGAAAAACGUUUGUCUUUGGUCGCCAGUAUCUACUUUACUAGCUUCGUUCUAAUUUUGACUUUAAGCUAAUAUAGUAUAUUUUUGGUUAGUGAUUCUGUAUUACGGUCUUGAUUUCUAUUCUUUCGAGGUUACACAAUUUCAGGAGGAGGAGUGUUGGUGCUCGGUCAAGAACAAGAUAAACCAGGGGGUGGAUUUGAUCAAAAGCAGAGUUUCAUUGGAGAACUGACAAAUGUUCAGCUGUGGAACUACGUAAUUCCUUUACAAGAAAUCAAUGACUUGGCUUUAUUCUUUUUAUGUAAUGCAUAUUCUAGAAGUGGAAACGUGCUUGCUUGGUUUGAUAUUGUUCAAGGUUCACUCAACGGAUCCGUAACGUUGAUUGCAUUGUCCAAGUGCUGA
Molecule: messenger RNA, 4582 nt
Organism: Porites evermanni
Lineage: Eukaryota; Metazoa; Cnidaria; Anthozoa; Scleractinia; Poritidae
Source: the annotation of a GenBank genome assembly